AAAUACAUUUUCAUUUUCGGGUGAACUAUUCCUUUAAUAUGACUCCCAAAUCAUCAUUGGUGAAUGCACCUGAUUGGUUUUAGCCACAUUAGUAAUUAAAUGGAGAUAUCCUAUGUUGGCUACAUUAUAAAUACAUUUCUAUCUGGAAGGUCCAGAGUAAAUAUUUAUUAAGCAAAAUUGCCAAAGGGUGAAUGUCUUUGUAUAAAACAUAUAAUCCAUCUUCUGAGCAUGUGGAUUUCUGAAUGCCAUAUUGUGUUCAUGAGUAGGCCUAUUUGUGAAUGAAAGACCCUCCCACAUCCACCAGAGCAACAUAUAAAACCUGUAGUCUCCGCGCACUCUUAAAGACGCUAAAGAUGCGCAGACGGGUGACUACUGACAGUCUCGUGCGCACUGGGUCAGUAAAACGGCACCUACUAAACCUGAACUAAUUUAAAACUGUCGAGAUAUGAAGAAAAUGCCUGUCCUUACGUUAAACUUGAGCGAUGCAACUUUGGAGAUGGAAGCCACCGGAGAUGAACCCCGGGACGAGCAUUUAGCUCAAAUCGAAAUCGCGCUGCUGAGCGUCAUCUUUCUUUGCGCAUCAUUUCUGAACUUUGGUCUGCUUCUAGUUUUGUGGAAGAAAAGACAGCAGAUGUCCAGGAUGCGCGUGUUUGUGAGCCAUCUCUGCUUGGCGGACCUGGUGGUCGCCUUUUUCCAGGUGUGUCCACAGCUGAUGUGGGACAUAACCGACCGCUUCAUCGGUCCUGACCUCGUAUGUCGUCUGGUCAAGUAUCUGCAGAUCGUCGGCAUGUUCGCCUCCACUUACAUGAUAGUUGUGAUGACUGUUGACCGUUAUCAGGCGAUCUGUAACCCCAUGGUGACUUUCCAGAGGCGACGCGCGCGCUGGAACCUGCCAGUGUGCGUCGCGUGGCUCGCGUCGUUCGUCUUCAGCGUCCCGCAGCUGUUUAUUUUCUCCAGGGUUCAGAUCGGCCCGGGUGUCUACGACUGCUGGGCACAGUUCAUUCAGCCGUGGGGACCUAAAGCGUACGUGACGUGGACGACGCUGGUGAUAUUUCUGGUGCCCAUCGUAACCGUGACGGUGUGCCAGGUGCGCAUCUGCCGCGCGCUCCAGACCAACCUGUACCUGAAGACCCAGCAGCAGCACCAUCUUUCCUCCAGGACCAGCAACGUGGCGUCGGUGUCCAAGUCUCGAAUUAAGACCGUGAAGAUGACGGUGGUGAUCGUGCUCGCCUACACCGUGUGCUGGGCUCCGUUCUUCACCGUUCAGCUGUGGUCUGUGUGGAACGCGGACGCUCCGACCGAGACUGCAACCUUCACCAUCAUCAUGUUGCUGGCGAGCCUGAACAGUGUUGCCAAUCCAUGUAUCUACCUGCUUUUCACUGUGAAGUUCCCCAAACUGUUGAGAGCUCUCCUGUGCAUGAAGCAUACAGACUUGAAGGGGUCGCUGCCUGAGGAGGCUACAAUGGUCAGCUCUCUGUAUCUGAGCAUUAAAAGCCACUCUGACAUAGAGUGAAAAUGAAACAACACUAACAAACAUGUUCAAAUGUCAUGAACGUGUACCAUGUUAGUAUUCUUUGAAGUACGAAGGAGUACAUGUAAAUAGUACAUGCAUAUGCUUCAGUACUACUGUAUAUAUCACAGUACCAUGCUAUUACCAUCUGAUACAUCACUGUACCGGUGCUAUCACAGUACAUCUAUGUAAAGAAAAUCACUGGCAUCUCAUUGUGAAGUGUAUCAAACAGCUUUGGAGGUUUAUGAUUCUUUCUAUUUUUACACUGAAUUAAUGUUAAACUCCAACUUUAUCUCCCGCUGAUCCUCAAUUCCUUUCAUUUGCCCCUAAAAAUAUGUUUUUUCCAGUCACUUAGUGAUUUUUAUUAUUUCUAUUAUUUAACUGUAGAGAGCAAGCAGGAAAAUAAAUUGCUCACAGUGUGUGGUGUCCUAAUCACUAUCACAGUGGUGUACAAAAUACAGUGUCUUUAAAUAUUGAGAAACACAUCUGACUACUUGUGUGGUGGAUAUUGUUAUGAAAAUGCCUGUACAUGUUCACUGUUCUGUGUGUCAAUAAAGUGCUUUAACAUUUGGCAUUGGAAUCGGUUUAUGUUUGAAAGGUAUGUUUUUAAUGUAAUUUGUGGCUUUGAGACUUGUGAGCUUCAGGUGAAAGAUAAGACUAACAACAAAAGUAAGCCAUGUGUGGAGAGAAGCAAAGCCAUAACUAACAGCAUAAAAGAGCAUGACAGUAUUUUUUCAGCUGUUAAGACUACGUGACUACGUGUGGUCUGACCCCUUUAAUUAAAGCUAUAACCCACC
Messenger RNA from Sinocyclocheilus rhinocerous, 2307 nucleotides. RefSeq names its product oxytocin receptor-like. The coding region runs from base 446 to 1513 and encodes 355 amino acids. Gene Ontology annotation, molecular function: peptide binding; vasopressin receptor activity. Gene Ontology annotation, cellular component: plasma membrane. Gene Ontology annotation, biological process: positive regulation of vasoconstriction; cellular response to hormone stimulus; regulation of systemic arterial blood pressure by vasopressin. The transcript is spliced from 2 exons. Lineage: Eukaryota; Metazoa; Chordata; Actinopteri; Cypriniformes; Cyprinidae. The record is from RefSeq and is a predicted model, not a curated record.